AUGUCAUGGAGUGACCCAAAUUCCAAGACUAAAAAUUAUGCAUUUAUUUUAGAUUAUGCAAAAGAUGGAGACUUGCAUCAUUUUCUAAAUAAAAACUUUGUAAAAAUAACAUGGAAAGAAAAAUUAAAUUUUUUAUCAGAUAUUGUUAGAGCAAUUAGAAGAAUUCAUAAUAAGAAAAUUUUAUAUCGAGAUUUACAUAGCGGCAAUAUCCUUAUUAAAAAUACUGCUUUUAUUUCAGAUUUAGGAUUUA
Molecule: messenger RNA, 250 nt
Organism: Diversispora eburnea
Lineage: Eukaryota; Fungi; Glomeromycota; Glomeromycetes; Diversisporales; Diversisporaceae
Source: the annotation of a GenBank genome assembly